AUGAGUGACCACGAUGACGUAAGCCAACUGCCAUCUAAAACACAACCCUUAUCGGUAUUAUUGUCGGUUAUUGUUGCAUGUGGUAUACUAACAAGUGUACUUCUAUUUUUCUUUUGUCGAUGUGUUGUCCAGCGACGCAGGAAAGCCAAGCAGCUCACUGAGUUGACCCCUUCUGUGGUCAAGCCGAGACCGAUAAGUGUUAUCAGAACAGAUAAGCCGAUACAGUUUGUUGUUCCUACCAUUUCCACCUACAGCGAAACAGCGGAAGAAUCUUUCUCGGAUAACGAGUCAUCUAAUAACCGUUGGUCCACAUACGAUGGAGAGGGAAACCUUCGGUGGAAAUCUGUUACUGACAAGUUUCACAUUGAUCCGACAGAGUUGGAACACGAACUGUACGUUGGAGACCGAAGGACAAGCUGCGGGAGUGGACAAGUGAACUUCUCUGUCCACUACAACAUUCUCCGUCAACACUUGUGUGUGAGAUUAAUAGGCGUGACAGACCUAAUCUCGAGAUUUUCUAAAUAUGCAGCAAACCCAUUUGCAAAAAUUACGCUCUUACCGGAGAAGUACCCUAAAUUUGUAACCAAAGUUCAUAAAAAAACAUCAAAUCCAAUCUUCGAUGAAACGUUUGUUUUUAAAAUAAAACCAGAAAAUUUAGGCGACAAAACUUUAAAGAUCGCGAUUUGGGACUAUGAUCGAUUUUCUCGAAAAUUCCUAAUCGGUCAAGUUCUUUAUCUUUUAAGUAGAUGUGGUAUUGACUCUGCAAUCACAGAAGACGUGACACCAAGCGACAUCUGGUGUGAAUUGCAGCCCAAAGAAGAUGUGAAUUUCUGUGUUCGGGAGCGUAAUAAUUACUCCGAGUCUUUUUUCACAGUUGUCUACGUUAAAAUCUCUCUGUACUUAAAGAAGAAACUUGUUCGAACAAAGAAGACAACACCGAAAAAGAAGAUCCCAGAAGUAGAAUUUUCAGAUAGUUUCAACAUCCAACUUCCUCAGUCGGCGCUGAGUGACGUCGAUCUAGUGGUGUCUUUAUGUGAUAAGGCUGCAUUUGGAGGAAAACACUUGAUUGGUCGAACUCAGGUGGGCGCCAACUGUUUAACUGAACAAGGGAUGCAACAUUGGCAGGACAUGCUGAGUAGUCCAAAAAGCACUUCGGCCCAGUGGCAUACGUUACUUCGUUAUUAA
Messenger RNA from Limulus polyphemus (Atlantic horseshoe crab), 1185 nucleotides. Its product is annotated as synaptotagmin-2-like. Gene Ontology annotation, molecular function: phosphatidylserine binding; calcium ion binding; calcium-dependent phospholipid binding. The coding region runs from base 1 to 1185 and encodes 394 amino acids. NCBI's taxonomy places the organism in Eukaryota, Metazoa, Arthropoda, Merostomata, Xiphosura, Limulidae. The transcript has 2 exons. The record is from RefSeq and is a predicted model, not a curated record. Gene Ontology annotation, biological process: regulation of dopamine secretion; cellular response to calcium ion; calcium ion-regulated exocytosis of neurotransmitter.